AGCACUAGCAGAAGAAUGCACCCUGCCAGCCAGGAGUGCCUGAGAGGGCAUGCACCAACCACUGUGGACCCCUUGCCUUCUUGUUGCAAACAAGGAUCUCCUGAAGGGAUGCUGGAGCAGGAGUCUGCUGUGCAGGCUGAUGCUGCGACCAGCUUCCUGAGAGCUGCAAGAUCUGGGAAUCUGGACAAAGCCUUGGAUCACCUCAGGAAUGGGGUAGAUAUUAACACCUGUAACCAGAAUGGGCUGAACGCCUUGCACCUGGCCUCCAAGGAGGGCCAUGCAAAAAUGGUGGUGGAGCUGCUGCACAAGGAGAUUGUUUUGGAGACCACGACCAAGAAGGGAAACACAGCCCUGCACAUCGCUGCCUUAGCUGGACAGCAGGACGUGGUCCGGGAACUGGUGAACUAUGGGGCCAACGUCAAUGCUCAGUCACAGAAAGGCUUCACACCACUCUACAUGGCAGCACAGGAAAACCACCUGGAAGUUGUCAAGUUCCUGCUGGAAAAUGGAGCCAACCAGAAUGUAGCCACAGAGGAUGGCUUCACACCACUAGCUGUGGCUCUGCAGCAGGGUCAUGAGAAUGUGGUUGCUCACCUUAUCAACUAUGGGACAAAGGGUAAGGUCCGCCUGCCCGCCUUGCACAUUGCAGCUCGCAAUGAUGACACCCGCACAGCUGCCGUGCUGCUGCAGAAUGACCCCAAUGCUGACGUCCUCUCCAAGACUGGAUUUACGCCCUUGCACAUUGCAGCUCACUAUGAGAAUCUCAGUGUGGCCCAACUAUUGCUGAAUCGUGGAGCCAGCGUCAACUUCACACCCCAGAAUGGGAUCACUCCCCUACACAUAGCCUCCCGUCGAGGCAACAUCAUCAUGGUGCGGCUGCUGCUGGACCGUGGGGCCCAGAUAGAGACAAGGACCAAGGAUGAGUUGACACCUCUCCACUGUGCAGCUCGCAAUGGACAUGUGCGAAUUGCAGAGAUCCUGCUGGACCAUGGUGCUCCCAUUCAAGCCAAAACCAAGAACGGCCUGUCGCCAAUCCACAUGGCAGCACAGGGUGACCACCUGGACUGUGUGCGCCUGCUCCUGCAGUACAGUGCCGAGAUUGAUGACAUCACCCUGGACCACUUGACACCACUGCAUGUGGCCGCACACUGUGGCCACCACCGUGUGGCCAAGCUGCUGGUGGAGAAGGGAGCCAAGCCCAACUCUAGAGCCCUGAAUGGCUUCACGCCUCUCCACAUUGCCUGCAAGAAGAACCACAUUCGGGUGAUGGAGCUGCUUCUGAAGACAGGAGCCUCCAUUGAUGCUGUCACGGAGUCUGGCCUGACUCCCCUGCAUGUGGCUGCCUUCAUGGGGCACUUGCCUAUCGUCAAGACCCUGCUGCAGCGUGGAGCAUCUCCCAAUGUGUCCAACGUGAAAGUGGAGACUCCCCUGCACAUGGCAGCCAGAGCUGGGCACAUGGAUGUGGCCAAGUAUCUGCUGCAGAACAAAGCCAAAGUCAACGCCAAGGCCAAGGAUGACCAGACUCCUCUGCACUGUGCUGCACGCAUUGGCCACACCGGCAUGGUCCAACUCCUACUGGAGAACAACGCCAACCCCAACCUGGCCACCACAGCAGGGCACAUGCCUCUGCACAUCACUGCCAGAGAGGGGCAUGUAGACACAGCCCUGGCCCUGCUAGAGAAGGGAGCCUCUCAGACCUGCAUGACCAAGAAAGGAUUUACCCCUCUCCACGUUGCAGCCAAGUAUGGGAAGGUGGAUGUGGCAGAGCUGCUGCUGGUGCAUGAUGCUCACCCCAACGCAGCAGGGAAGAACGGCCUGACCCCACUGCACGUAGCUGUGCACCACAACAACCUGGAGAUCGUCAAGCUUCUGCUUCCCAAGGGGAGCUCUCCUCACAGCUCAGCCUGGAACGGAUACACCCCUCUGCACAUUGCUGCCAAGCAGAACCAGAUGGAGGUGGCCAGCAGCUUGCUGCAAUACGGUGCUUCUGCAAACGCGGAGUCUGUUCAGGGAGUCACCCCACUGCACCUGGCUUCUCAGGAGGGGCAUACGGACAUGGUAGCACUGCUUUUCUCCAAGAAAGCCAAUGGAAACUUAGGCAACAAGAGUGGCCUGACUCCCCUCCAUCUUGUGGCCCAAGAGGGACAUGUACCAGUUGCCGAUGUUUUGGUGAAACACGGAGUCACAGUGGAUGCAACAACGAGGAUGGGCUACACCUCACUGCAUGUAGCCAGCCACUAUGGGAACAUCAAGUUGGUGAAGUUUCUGCUGCAGCAUCAGGCUGAUGUCAAUGCCAAGACUAAGCUGGGCUACACGCCCCUACACCAGGCGGCACAGCAGGGCCACACGGACGUGGUGACCCUACUGCUGAAGCAUGGGGCCUCUCCCAACGAGAUCAGCACAAAUGGCACCACUCCCCUGGCCAUCGCGAAACGCCUCGGUUACAUUUCCGUCACAGAUGUGCUCAAGAUAGUCACAGAGGAGACCAACAUCCCACCAGUCAACGACAAGUACCGCAUGAGCUUCCCAGAGACUGUGGAUGAGAUUCUGGAUGUGUCGGAGGAUGAAGGCACUGCUCAUGUCACAGUAAUGGGUGGGGAUGGCUCGGCUCGUGCCCCCAGCGAGAGGUGUGUGGGUGAUCUUGGUGGCCUUGAGGAGGAGCUGAUCGCACCGAAACCCAGAACACCUGAACCCAGGGAGCAGGAGGGCAAGAGGGAGAUGCUGGAGUUUGUGACCGUGACAGCACUGGAGCAAACGGAGGAGUCUCCAGCUGUCCCACAGGUCCCCUGCAUGCCCCCUGAGACUGUGGUGACCAGAGCAGAGGAGCCUGAGCAGGUGGGACCUGUGGAGACUGAAGCUGAGCAAGGCAGUCUACUGCUUGCACCCUCAGUGUCCCCACAGGAGCCCUGCAAGGAGUUCGAUGAGGACUCCUUGAUUCCCAGCAGUCCGGCCACCGAGACCUCGGACAACAUCAGCCCGGUGGCCAGCCCCGUGCACACAGGGUUCCUGGUGAGCUUCAUGGUGGAUGCGCGUGGUGGCUCCAUGCGGGGCAGCCGGCACCACGGGCUGCGCGUGGUCAUCCCGCCCCGUGCCUGUGCUGCGCCCACCCGCAUCACUUGCCGCCUAGUGAAGCCUCAGAAGCUGCCUGCACCCCCACCACUGGCUGAGGAGGAGGGCCUGGCCAGCCGCAUCAUUGCACUGGGGCCCGCUGGCGCCCAGUUCCUCAGCCCCGUCAUAGUGGAGAUUCCCCACUUUGCCUCCUACGGACGUGGGGACCGUGAGCUGGUGGUGUUGCGCAGUGAGAAUGGCUCUGUCUGGAAGGAGCACCGCAACCGCUAUGAGGAGAGCUACAUGGACCAGCUGCUCAAUGGCAUGGAUGAGGAGCUGGAGAGCCAAGAGGAGCUGGAGAAGAAGAGGGUCUGCCGCAUCAUCACCACUGACUUUCCUCUCUACUUCGUGGUCAUGUCCCGGAUUUGCCAGGACUGUGACAUGAUUGGCCCUGAAGGAGGGUGCUUGAAAAGCACACUGGUGCCCAUGGUGCAGGCCACCUUCCCAGACACCGCUGUCACCAAGAAAGUGAGGCUGGCUCUGCAGGCGCAGCCUGUGCCUGAUGAGCUGGUGACCAAGCUGCUGGGGAACCAGGCGACCUUCAGCCCCAUCGUCACGGUGGAGCCACGCCGGAGGAAGUUCCACCGCCCCAUUGGCCUCCGCAUUCCUCUGCCCCCAUCCUGGAAGGACAAUCCCCGAGACAGUGGCGAGGGUGACACCACCAGCCUGCGCCUGCUCUGCUCUGUGAUAGGAGGGACAGCACAAGCUCAGUGGGAAGACAUCACAGGCACCACGAAGCUGGUAUAUGAAAAGGAGUGCGCUAACUUUACCACCAAUGUGUCUGCCAGGUUCUGGCUGGCUGACUGUCCACGCACUGCUGAGGCUGUGCACUUUGCCACCAUGCUGUACAAGGAACUGACGGCUGUGCCCUACAUGGCCAAAUUUGUGGUGUUUGCCAAGAUGAAUGAUGGACGGGAAGGCCGGCUGCGCUGCUACUGCAUGACUGAUGACAAAGUGGACAAGACUUUGGAGCAGCACGAGAACUUCACUGAGGUGGCCCGCAGCAGAGACAUUGAGGUGGUGGAGGGAAUGCCUCUGCAUGUCGAGCUCUCAGGGAACCUGGUGCCAGUCAAGAAGGCCACACAGUCGCGCACGUUCCUCUUCCAGUCCUUCCGGGAGAACCGCCUUGCCAUCCCCAUCAAGGUCCGGGACAGCAGUCGGGAAGCCAGUGGCUCCCUGUCCUUCUUGCGCAAGGCCAUGAAGUAUGAGGACUUGCAGCAUGUGCUCUGCCACCUCAACAUCAGCAUUCCACCCUGUACCAAGGGAAGCGGCACUGAGGAGCGGAGGAGGACACUGACACCUUUGUCUCUGCGGGAGCGAUACAGUGUCCUGAGUGAGAGCAGUUUCGGCUCUCUGGGCAGCACUGACAGGACAGACCAGAAGAUGAUUGACAUUGCAGAGCAGCUGGGCCUCAGCUGGGCAGAGCUGGCACGUGAGCUGCAGUUUGGGGUGGAUGACAUCAACAGGAUUCGUGUGGAGAACCCUAAUUCCUUGCUGGAGCAGAGCAUAGCGUUACUCAAUCUCUGGGUCAGCCGUGAGGGCAAGGGUGUCAAGAUCGAGAACCUGUACACGGCGCUGAGGAACAUUGACCGCAGCGAGAUCGUCAGCACGCUGGAGGGCUCCGGCCGGCAGAGCCGCAGCCUGAAGGGCAACUGGCGCUACACGGACAGAGACUGCUCGCUAUCGCCCUCCCAGAUGAAUGGUUACGCUUCGCUGCAGGAUGAGCUGCUCUCCCCUGCCUCCCUGCAUAUGCUGCCAUCCCCUCUGCGUGCUGACCAGUACACCGAGCAGGACGCCCUGAUGGAGAUGUCUGACAUGCAGGUGUGGUCCUCAGGGCUCACCCCUUCACUGGUGACGGCUGAGGACUCCUCUCUGGAGUGCAGCAAGGCUGAGGACUCGGAUGCCACAAGCGAAGGUCGUUUCCCAGGGCAACUUCUGACAGACGCACAUGGCCCAGACCACAUGGGCUCUAUGGACCUAGUUGAGGAUGACACAGUGGACUCAGAUGCCAUGAACGGGCUGAUUGAACUGCUAGAGCAGGAGGAGGGGCAGAGGCCAGAGGGGAAGAUGCUGGCCAGGGACCACCAGCUGGGGACUGGAGAGCAGAACCCAGAGAGUGAAGUCUCUUUUGUUUCAGUUCAACAGAAGGUACAAGCCAGGAGCAUGGCAUCGCCAACUGUGAGCCACACAGUGGAGAGGAGUGCAGACAGGCUGAGGGACUGGAAUGCAGAAGGCUCCUUUAUCUCCUGCCUACAGGACCUGACAGCGGGCUCCUGGCAGGAGGGGGUCACCCGACGACUGGGCCCAGCACACACCACGGCUGCUGGGGCACAGGGCCAGGAGCAAGAGCAGGUCCUGGCGCCGGAUGUGGAGCUGAUGCGGGUCAGCUCCACGGAGGACAGCGACUGGCAGCCCCAACACCCCAUGGGCGGCUGGCCAGAGGAGCCCGACAGCCACUGCUUUGGGCAGGGCAACGAAGUCCUCCACCUCCCUGGGGAGCAUGUGACGGAGGAGCAGUUCACAGAUGAACAAGGCAAUAUAAUCACCAAGAAGGUCAUCCGGAAGGUGGUGCGUCAUCUGGGCCCUGAUGACACAGAUGACAGGCAGGAGCAUGAGGACCUGAUCCUGGAAGGCUCCCUGCAGGAGCCCCAAGACCUGGAGGCAGAGGCUGAUCACUUCAUGUACUCCAUCCUGCAGCGGGACGGUCUGGGGGCCAAGGAGGAGGUGCAAGUGCGUGUCCCAAAACUGGAGGUCUCCAGGAGCAGGAUGGGGGCUCAGAUAGUGAAACGAGCCAGUCUGAAAAGGGGGAAGCAUUGACCCCCCUCAAAUGGCCUCUUUGGAGGAUCUCACCUCAACACCAAACCACUGAUCUCCACACCAACCUGAGAAGAGAGGAGAGGAAAAUAGAGAUUGGAAGGAAGCAGGGCUGGCUGUAUGUGUUUCUAUAGGCUAAUGGCAUGAUUUCUGUACGAGAUACUUACCGUCCUAUCCGCAUGACUGACUGACUGCAAGACGCAUGAGCUACAGUACUUCCAACAGACAGAGGGACCCUGUCCCUGCCUUGCUGCCACCAGGAGCCUGAAGACAGCAGCACGCACAAAGGGCAUCCUUUGGCUCCUCUGGGAAGCCAGAACUGGACUGGCAGCAAACGCGAGGGGAGGAGAAUCCACCUUCGCACAUCCGCCUGUGUCACUACGUCCCUGUGCCGUGCUCCAGCGGCAGGGGGGAGGCUGGGGCUGCUCACUGUAGGAGGAGAGGGGCUCUACCCCCGUCACCAUUCUGCCUCUGCUGGACUCGCUUCUCAUCCUUCUCAGUGAGUGCAGGGGCAGGGGGAGGGCAGCAGCUGAGGAUGUGAGGGAGGAGGGCUGUGGAUGCAACGCUGCCGUGGGCGCUUGGCUGGAUGCAGGGCUGCCCUUCCUCUCCCCAGCAUGUUCAGCGUCUCCCGCCAGGUCAGAGCUCUGGGCCGAGCACUGAGCUCGUUGCUUAUGUUGAAAGUGUAAACUGUACAGCAAUCAGCCUUGUGUAUAUGAACCAGUAAAUACUAUGCAAACACCUAGGGACACUCUAGCAGUAUGUACAAAGCACUAACAGCUCCACCCCCAAAUACCUCUUCAGGCUGCAGGAUGGGCAAAGCCUUUGGACUGUGUGAGCAGCUCUGGUGAAUGGAGCUGGGAGCCUACAGGCGUGAAAGGGCAGCGGAUUAUCUUGUCUUAUGCCCUUCCAUCUGAGCCUGGCCCCUUCUUGGCCUGAAGAGAGAGGUCCAUGGGGGCAGCCCCAUGGGGUGGUCCAUGGUGCAAGCCCCAGUUUGUGCUGGCUUCAGCUGGGGUGAGGCUGGCAGCCUGCACUGAGGUGCUUGGGGCCUAGGGAGGAUAGGUAGUGAGAAAGGGCAGGGAAUGUGCUUGUGCCACACACUGGGUUGUGCCUAGCUCUACUCAGCACAAUAUUUGCUCAGGAGAUGAGCCAGGAGCUGGCAGGAACCAGAGGCCCUGCACUGCUUUGCAAGGCCUCCUGGCCUCCCUGUGAGGGCACAAAUGAGCACAGACCCUUGACCCUGUGAAUGCUGGCCCACCCAGGACCAACCCCAGAAAUGAGGGGAGCUACUCCCCUGAGUGGCUGCACUUUGGCCAAGUGAAAGCCCUUCUGCAGCCACCGGGCUAAGCAGUCACCCUGAAAGCGAGGGCAGUGCUGGGGCAGCUGCUCUGGCAGGAGAAUCACGGUGGUCAGGGCUGCCCAGGCAGCACUGAGGUGUGCAGAAGGUUGAAUCUGCUACAAAACUUGACCCUAGAAGGACAGGAUGCAGACAGUGGUAAAUCCGUGUCCCUAGCUCUGUCCUUUACCUAACCAAUUUGGGGGCCUGGCCUUUGUAGCAGGGUGGUGUGGAGACUCCCUUGCCCUCUCCCUGGAGGUGGCUGUGGACUUGUUUAGCAGGGCCUGAUGCUCUUGGUAGCCAUGUGAAGAACAAGCCCACCUCCAGCUUCAGGCAGAGCAGCCCUGUGUCGCAGUGGGUGCACAUAUGCCAGGAAAGUCCCUGGCUCUGCUGCAGCCUGGGUAAGAAGCCCAGAUGCAGCUAAGCCACUGGCCCAGCUUAGCCAUGGAGAGCAAAGCAUCCCCUUUCUCACCCCAACUCAAAGUAGGCACAGACUCCAUCCAUCACCCUUGCUGUGUACAAUUACCUACCUAGACCCACUGCAACAGCUGACCCUGUAGCAUCACCGUAGAGUUGUUUGUGGGUCCUGUGCUUUGGCCUAGUAUACGCCUUAGGGAAUGUGCUGUGCUGCAGCUGUGCCCAGCACCUGCAGUGACAUUGCUUUGCGCUCAGAUUGCUCGUAGGGCUGGUAGGGGGAGGCUGCACCCAACACUGAGCCUAGAGAAUGCUGCAGUCUGCACACUAGAAGCUUUUUAGAAGUUUUAAAAAUUACUUUUAUUUCCUUUUUUUAAUUGUUAUGGAAACAAGCCUUUUGGAUCUCCCUGUCUUAGCCCCUGAUGUAUAGAUCAUAUCCCUGUACACCAGCUAUCAGACUAUGAAUUAAUAAAGAAACUAACACAGA
Messenger RNA from Numida meleagris (helmeted guineafowl), 8156 nucleotides. RefSeq names its product ankyrin-1-like. Gene Ontology annotation, biological process: signal transduction. NCBI's taxonomy places the organism in Eukaryota, Metazoa, Chordata, Aves, Galliformes, Numididae. The record is from RefSeq and is a predicted model, not a curated record. Gene Ontology annotation, molecular function: protein binding.